Messenger RNA from Gloeophyllum trabeum ATCC 11539, 1838 nucleotides. RefSeq lists its product as uncharacterized. NCBI's taxonomy places the organism in Eukaryota, Fungi, Basidiomycota, Agaricomycetes, Gloeophyllales, Gloeophyllaceae. The annotation marks the transcript as partial. The transcript is spliced from 5 exons. The record is from RefSeq and is a predicted model, not a curated record.
AGUUCACGGGAUGCCAUAAACUGACGAUUCUUUUCCCUCAUCACCAUCAUCUUCCCAUCCCCGUCACCAUUUCACCUGUUAUGGGCAGUGGACACACAAGGCUUUACGGCACCACCCCAUGUCCUGGAGCACAGCAGCCUCGGGCUAGCCGGCCUCCGAGGGUCAAGCUCAGCGCCAAAGCCCUGGAGAUUCUGAAGAUUGAAAGACGCACUAAGGCAACCUCCUACCAAGUUGAUCUUGACGCUGCCUUUGCCAAGAUCGAUGCCAUGAAAUAUGAACUGGCGACAAAAUAUAGCAAGAGUCUUCGCAGUGUAGCGUCAGACUUGCACUGCGGACGCGGAAGCCUGACGCGAGGAUCUCGUACCAAACUCAACCCUUGGAAUGCCUUCAUUUGGAAGAUCGGCGAGAUAAGACGCGAAGAGGGUGAUACACAGCAUGCCGAGGGAAAGGAAGUUCUCAAAGGCCUCACCGGCGAUGCAGACGCACGUGCAGAGUACCAUGCACUCUCAGCCGCCGAGAAAAAGGAGCUUGUAGAAGAAUUCAAAGCCCAUAAAGUCCGGGAAGCUAAAGGGCACCGUGUUUCGUCGAAAUCGCGUGCCAAUGAUAUCGCGUAUGUGACGUCUACGUGUGUCAACGAGCUCGAUAAUAUGCGUGCCCGGACAGGUGCCGAGUCAAUCUUGCUUGUUGUUCGCGGUACCACAGACAUAUCCACAAAGCCGCGCUUUUAUGCUACCGAGGGAGUCAACAGUUUCAUCAACACUUGUCUCAAGAUGGAUAUCGGAGACAUUAUGUCAAAGCUGGAAGGUUUCGCGUUGACCGGUCUGCAAGGGGCCGCACAAAAUCACAAAGAACGCGCAAACGCCACUCGAGGUAACGUUCGCGAGUCGAUCGUAAAGAAGCUUUCUGAAGCAACUGGUAUUACGAAACCCGUGAUGGUUUGGACAAACAAGUAUGAAUUGAGUUUCAAGUACAAAGUUGCCCUCGACGGAUGGCCAGCCCACAUACCCUUCGGAAACCUCAGCAGUGUCGUUCGGUCCCUCCCCCACUACGAGGAGCUCUUGCGGCUCUGCGAGAAUGAUACGAUAAUGUUCCGCCGACUGAGUGAAGAUGAGGUUGAAGAGCUUCGGAAGGAGCGUGACGGGCGCAUCAAUGCUGGAGAGGAUGCUCCACCGGCGCCAAAGAAGGCCAGGGCCGACAAGGGUACGAAGAGGAAGAGGUCUGGCAGAUCUGAGGAUGAUGGUGCAGCAGGGAAGAAGAAAGCCGGGAGGAAGAAGGGCGGAAUCAAGAGCUCCGAGCUCGUGAGCGACGAGUCAGAGUCGGAGGAUGACGAGAACCAGGAAGGCAACCCUGUCCCUCGCGACUCUCAGUCAGAGGAUACCGAACACCAGCAGAGCAGCCCCAUUCCUCGCGAGCCUCGUCUUGAAGACAGACCGGCCGGUCCAACAGUCCACGCUCACCUGCAGGCCCCCUCGAACGAGCGCAGAGCGACUUCUGCUGUCGCUAUCAACCAGCGCUCUAGCAGCGCGAGCGACGAGAAUGUCCCUCCCAGCCCUUCCACCCCAUCUGACCCCAUACCCAUGUCAUUCGCAUCGGACGCUGUUCCGUCAGACUGUGCAGUGGCCACCACUGUGCUCGGCUCUUCCGCGUCGUUCAACAUCCCAUCUGGUAUCAACACCCCACUUCUCUCGAACGCGAAGAUGCUGUCUCUGCCGCCGACGGACCUAUUCUACCCGAACACCAUUAAUAACAUGAACAAUUCUGACGCCUUGGUCUCGGUGAUCCCAUCUCCUCUUCCAAGCGCCGACUUGUCGUCGAUACCUGCAUCCUCCGAUGCAUUU